AUGACUUCAGCACUUCUUCCAAACGAAGAAGUACAAUACUGCUUUGAGAACAUUAAUGGCUCUUGCUAUAAAACAUCAUUUUCUUCUGGAAUCCGGAUAACUUUGUAUGUUGUACUUUGUUUGCUAACAAUUCUUACACUAGGUGGAAACCUCAUGGUAAUCAUUUCAAUUACUUAUUUCAAACAGCUUCACUCACCUACAAAUUUUUUGGUUGCUUCCCUGGCAUGUGCGGAUUUUUGCGUGGGUCUGACUGUGAUGCCCUUCAGCAGUAUAAGAUCUGUUGAAACAUGUUGGUAUUUUGGGGACACAUUCUGUAGAUUCCACAGUUGUUUAGAUGCAUCUUUUUGUUAUUCAUCAAUAUUUCACUUGUGUUUCAUCUCUAUUGAUCGAUAUGUUGCUGUCACUGAUCCUUUGAUUUACCCUAUCAAGUUCACGGUUCCUGUUUCAGGCAUAUUCAUAGCUGCUGCCUGGACAAUUUCAUUUGCGUACACUUUUUCUAUUGUCUUCUCUGGGGCUAUUGAUGAAGGGAUAGAAGAAUUCACAAAUACACUCUCUUGUGUAGGGAGCUGUCAGCUUGUCUUCAACAAGACAUGGGUGAUCACAUGCUCUCUACUUUUUAUAAUACCUUUUUUCGCAACAAUGGCACUUUACAGUAGGAUCUUUGUUGUGGUUAAACGACAAGCUAGAAUGAUAGAAACUACAAACAACACCCAGUCAUCUGAAAAUUACAGUGACAGAGUUGCUAAAAGAGAGAGGAAAGCUGCUAAAACUCUGGGUAUAGCUGUGAUAGCUUUCAUGGUAUUCUGGACGCCUUAUACGGUAACUGUAAUAAUUGAUCCUUUUCUUAACUUCAUAACUCCAGCCCCUGUCUUUGAUAUUAUGCUUUGGUUUACUUAUUCCAACUCUGCUGUUAAUCCUUUGAUUUACUCUCUCUUUUAUCCUUGGUUUCGAAAAGCAAUGAAAGUGAUUGUGAGCUGUAAAAUCUUCUGGCUUGACUGCUCAACAAUGAAUUUAUUUCCAGAAUAA
Molecule: messenger RNA, 1026 nt
Organism: Pelodiscus sinensis (Chinese soft-shelled turtle)
Lineage: Eukaryota; Metazoa; Chordata; Testudines; Trionychidae
Product: trace amine-associated receptor 9-like
Biological process (GO): G protein-coupled receptor signaling pathway
Cellular component (GO): membrane
Molecular function (GO): trace-amine receptor activity
Source: RefSeq, a predicted model, not a curated record